This is a messenger RNA of Malaclemys terrapin pileata, 6726 nucleotides long. It is a transcript of the gene SLC12A2, whose product is annotated as solute carrier family 12 member 2. Gene Ontology annotation, molecular function: sodium:potassium:chloride symporter activity; ammonium channel activity. NCBI's taxonomy places the organism in Eukaryota, Metazoa, Chordata, Testudines, Emydidae. Gene Ontology annotation, biological process: potassium ion import across plasma membrane; sodium ion homeostasis; chloride ion homeostasis. The transcript is spliced from 27 exons. The record is from RefSeq and is a predicted model, not a curated record. The coding region runs from base 390 to 3923 and encodes 1177 amino acids. Gene Ontology annotation, cellular component: membrane.
GUCAGGGUGGCUCUGGGGUUAGGUCAGGCAGCUCAGCGGGGAGCGGGCACCGCGUGUUUCCUCAGCCGGGACGCCUGGCCGGGGGCGGGGGUCGCUGGCCCCGCGCGGAGUGCCGGUGCGGAGCGCGCAGCAAGGCGGCUGUUACUGCCCGUCUCUCCGGGAUCAGGGGCUUGUUGCGGGCGGACGAGACAGAAGAGCCGCCCCGGCAGUAGCAGCAUCAUCAUCACCUGGCGCUGCGGCGGAGGGAGGGGAGAGGCGAGGAGGGGCGGCGCGUUGCGUGGUCUGGGGCAGCCCGGCUGGUGGUUGGACGUUUAAAGCAGCGGAGCCGCCGCUCGGGUUUCAGAGACAGCCGGGGCUGUCGCUUGUUCGCUGCAGCCUGAGCCGGAGACAUGGAGGGGAAACAGCCGCCGUCCGGCUCCACCCGGCAGCAGCAGGCGACAGUAGCGGCGGGAGGCGCUGAGGAAUCGUCACGUUUGCCGGCUCGCGUUGGGGAUGCGCCGGCCGCAGGCGCUGAGCCCGAAGCGGGGCUGUCUCCGGCGACAGCGGCCGGGGAUGCGCUGUGCAGACCGCUGGGUCCGAGCCAGAGCCGCUUCCAGGUGGACCUGGUGGCAGAGGGCUCUGGCCGGGCGGCGGCGGACGAGCCCCAGAAACCUGGCGGGCAGGGCGGCGCGGCGGCGAAGGGCAGCGAGGAAGCCAAGGGCAGGUUUCGGGUGAACUUUGUGGACCCAUCGGCCGGUGAUGAGAGCCCGGCUGAGCACGGCGGGGACCUGGAGGGCGGCGGUGUCAGCUUCCAGAACGGGGGCGACACGGUGCUGAGUGAGGGCAGCCUCCACUCUGGGGGCGGUGGCGGCGGGCAUCACCACUACUACUAUGAUACCCACACCAACACCUACUACCUGCGCACCUUCGGCCACAACACCAUGGACGCCGUGCCUAGGAUAGACCACUACCGGCACACGGCCGCCGAGCUGGGCGAGAAGCUCAUCCGGCCCAGCCUGGCCGAGCUGCACGAUGAGCUAGACAAGGAACCUUUUGAGGAUGGAUAUGCAAAUGGGGAAGAAGGGACUCCUCCUGGGGAAGCUGAUGCUACUUAUGCUGCAGACAGUAAGGGAAUAGUCAAGUUUGGCUGGAUAAAAGGUGUAUUGGUACGAUGUAUGUUGAAUAUUUGGGGUGUGAUGCUCUUCAUCAGACUGUCAUGGAUUGUAGGACAGGCUGGGAUAGCUCUUUCUGUCUUGGUUAUUGCAAUGGCAACUGUUGUGACAACUAUCACAGGAUUGUCUACUUCAGCAAUAGCUACCAAUGGAUUUGUAAGAGGAGGAGGAGCAUAUUAUUUAAUUUCCAGAAGCCUGGGACCUGAAUUCGGUGGCGCAAUAGGCCUAAUCUUCGCAUUUGCUAAUGCUGUUGCAGUAGCUAUGUAUGUGGUUGGUUUUGCAGAGACAGUUGUAGAACUGCUGCAGGAAAAUGGUGCACUUAUGUUGGAUCAGACGAAUGACAUCAGAAUUAUAGGAGCCAUCACAGUACUUGUAUUGUUAGGUAUCUCUGUAGCAGGAAUGGAAUGGGAAGCAAAAGCACAGAUUGUUCUGCUGGUGAUCCUGCUAUUCGCUAUUGGUGACUUUAUCAUAGGAACAUUUAUUCCACUGGAUAGCAAGAAGGUUAAAGGUUUCUUUGGUUAUAAAGCUGAAAUAUUUACUGAGAAUUUUGGACCAGAUUUCCGAGCAGAUGAAACUUUCUUUUCUGUAUUUGCUAUUUUCUUCCCUGCUGCAACUGGCAUUCUGGCUGGUGCAAAUAUCUCAGGUGAUCUUGCAGAUCCCCAAUCAGCCAUACCUAAAGGAACACUGUGGGCCAUCUUAAUUACCACAUUGGUUUACAUAGGAAUUGCAGUAUCUGUAGGUGCUUGUGUUGUUCGGGAUGCUACGGGUAACCUCAAUAGCACCAUCAUUACCGAACUGACAAAUUGCACUACUGCUGCUUGCAAGUUAAAAUUUGACUUCUCAUCUUGUCAGAAGACAGAGUGUCACUAUGGUCUGCUGAAUAGCUUCCAGGUAAUGAGCAUGGUAUCAGGAUUUGCACCACUGAUUUCUGCUGGCAUCUUUUCAGCCACCCUUUCUUCCGCAUUGGCAUCUUUAGUGAGUGCACCUAAGAUUUUUCAGGCUUUAUGCAAGGACAAUAUCUAUCCAGGUCUUCUAAUGUUUGCUAAAGGCUAUGGGAAGAACAAUGAACCAUUACGAGGAUAUAUUCUAACUUUCUUGAUUGCUCUUGGAUUCAUAUUAAUUGCUGAAUUGAAUGUCAUUGCUCCAAUAAUCUCCAACUUCUUCUUGGCUUCAUAUGCCUUAAUUAAUUUCUCUGUAUUCCAUGCCUCACUUGCAAAAUCUCCAGGUUGGCGUCCUGCUUUUAAGUACUAUAAUAUGUGGGUUUCUCUUAUUGGAGCGUUUCUCUGCUGCAUAGUGAUGUUCAUCAUUAAUUGGUGGGCAGCAUUGCUAACAUGUGUCAUAGUCCUUGGACUCUUUAUUUAUGUCACUUACAAGAAACCAGAUGUGAACUGGGGAUCCUCUACACAAGCCUUGACUUACCUAAGUGCAUUGCAGCAUACUGUUCGUCUUGCAGGCGUGGAAGACCAUGUAAAAAACUUCAGGCCUCAAUGCCUUGUUAUGACAGGUGCUCCAAACUCACGUCCUGCUUUGGUUCAUCUUGUCCAUGCUUUCACAAAAAAUGUGGGUUUGAUGAUCUGUGGUCAUAUACACAUGGGCCCGCGCAGACAAGCCAUGAAAGAAUUGUCAACCGACUUGGCCAAAUAUCAGCGGUGGCUUAUUAAAAACAAAAUGAAGGCCUUUUAUGCACCAGUACAUGCGGAGGAUUUGAGAGAUGGGGGACAGUACUUGAUGCAGGCUGCUGGUCUGGGUCGAAUGAGACCAAACACUCUUGUUGUUGGAUUUAAGAAAGAUUGGAAACAAGCUGACAUGAGGGAUGUGGAAACCUAUAUCAAUUUAUUUCAUGAUGCCUUUGACAUUCAGUAUGGUGUAGUUGUCAUCCGCCUAAAGGAAGGUUUGGAUAUUUCUCACCUUCAGGGACAAGAAGAAUUACUGUCCUCUCAAGAGAAAUCUCCAAGUUCAAAGGAUGCUAUAGUAAAUGUGGACUAUAGCAAAAAGACUGAGACAGAUACAUCCAAGGCUUUUUCUCCACCAUCCAGUGAAAAAACUCCUGGUCUGCAUAAAGAGGAGGAAGAAGAUGGCAAGACUCCAACACAACCACUGUUGAAAAAAGACUCGAAAGGCCCACGUGCUCCUUUAAACUUGGCUGACCAAAGACUUCUUGAUUCUAGUUCUCAGUUUCAGAAGAAACAAGGCAAAAAUACUAUUGAUGUCUGGUGGCUUUUUGAUGAUGGGGGUUUGACAUUGUUGAUUCCUUAUCUUCUGACAACCAAGAAAAAAUGGAAAGACUGUAAGAUCAGAGUGUUUAUUGGUGGAAAAAUAAACAGAAUUGAUCAUGAUAGGAGAGCGAUGGCUACUCUGCUCAGCAAAUUUCGGAUAGACUUCUCAGACAUUAUGGUACUUGGAGAUAUUAAUACAAAGCCAAAGAAGGAAAAUAUUGCAGCUUUUGAAGAAAUGGUUGAGCCAUUCAGACUUCAUGAAGACGAUAAAGAACAAGACAUUGCAGAUAAAAUGAAAGAAGAUGAGCCUUGGAGAAUAACAGAUAAUGAACUUGAGCUUUACAAAACUAAGAGCUACCGCCAGAUUAGGCUAAAUGAAUUGCUGAAAGAACAUUCAAGCACAGCUAAUGUAAUUGUAAUGAGUUUGCCAGUUGCACGAAAAGGUGCAGUAUCUAGUGCACUAUACAUGGCCUGGUUAGAAGCUCUAUCAAAAGACCUGCCACCGAUCCUUCUUGUUCGUGGGAAUCAUCAGAGUGUUCUUACCUUCUAUUCCUAAACAUACUGCGCAACACGCAACUGUGAUUAAAUGGUACUUCAGUGCCUGGAAGAGAGUGACUAAGAUUAACAUCACAAAGGCAAAAAGUGACUCUUCUUUCACUGUUCCACUGACUUGAAAGCACACAAGGAAAGUCACUGUAUUUCUAAAGUUGUGAAAUCUUCAGUUUUAUUCAAAUUCUUCUAUAACUUAAUCUUGCUUAAUGAGGGAGGAUUCCUUGUUAGACUGAAGAACAACAAGCUUUUUCUUUGCUACUUGAAUAGCAGCAAUAAAAGUGUUUUUAUUUUUGAUCAAUGAAAGGAUUAUAGAUUUAUAAAAGCCUUUUAGCCUUGAGGUGCCUUCUGAAGUUAACCAAACUGCAUCCAUACACCCUAUUUUGUAAAUUUAUAUAGAAUGUCAAAAUCUGCCUUCAACUAAGACUUUAGAUCAAACUUCCUUUAGUUUCUAGUCUCUUCCAUCUUACAAUAAAAUUAAUGCUGCUUUUCAGUCUUCCAUCAAGCUAUUAUUUUUAGUACUGUAUGUUUUCUAUUCAGAAUUUUGUAAUAUCUGUUAGAUUUGAAACAAAGGUAGGUCAAGUCAGUUGGAAUAAAAAAAUCAUAAUGUUUUUGUCCAAGACUUAGUUUUACUGAACAUGUACCGUUAAAAGUAAUUGUGCUAGAUAAAUGAUGGGAGGACCCUUUUCUCAGAUUUGACAUUGUGCCCUUCUUUCCGUUCAAAAUUUGAGAUGCAUAUAACUUUGGCUACCUUGGUGAAGGUUAGUGUGUCAGUCUUUACUCUAGCUCUAAUAUGAAACUAUUCCUGUUGUAGGCUGAAGAUAGCUUUUUGGAUUAUUUUAGUUUUUUAAAAAAGAGGACCUGUCUUAAUUCUUGGCCUUCAGAUCUUGGUAUAAUUUAGCUUAUUUGAAGAAAGUGUUAACCUAAGGCUUGAAGGAGCAAAUAUGAGCAAUGUGAUGCCAUCUAAGAGAAUACUGUAAACACUAUGUGGAAUCUCGCUACGCCAUCUAAUAUAAAACGUAAAAACUAAAAUUCUGAAUCUUUCAUCAAAUGGUUAAAUGGACCACUAGUUAUUAGGGGAGAUGUUUUUAGGUCAGUUCAUUCAGUUGUCAGACAUUACAUUUAGUCUUACUAAAUAAAUACUCAGGCUUGAUCUAUAAAUUUAGACUAUCAUACAUGAUACUUUACACAUUUUUCAUGUUUAAUAAAAACUGCCAAUUUGUGUGUCCUUCCAGUGUAUGUUUUGACUACUUUCUAAUUUAGUCUUCUAACACAUAAAUAAAAAACUUCACUUGAGCCUUUAUACUAAGGUGAGUAAUGUGAACUAUUUUUAAAAUUCCUAUAUAUUUUUCAGAAAAGGAUUGCCUAAAAACAUUUCACAACCUCUAGAUAUUAGUAUUGGCCAUGUUACUACUGGGUCACAUUGCUAGUACUUUAAUGAUUUUCAUUGAAGAUGAUCCAUAGAAAAGGUAUAUUUUUAUGCUUAACAUAGCAUUAUAUUAAAUACUCAGUAAUAGUUCCUUUUGAAGGACAAAGCUAUUAGUCAUUGUGAAGUAAGAUACAGCUUGAACUAGUUACAAUUGGAGAUGUGUUCUACGCUUUAUCCACAGUGCAUGCUGUAGUCAGGUCAUUGGUAAGUCACAAAAUAAUCUCCAUUUUUGCUGUUGGUUUCAACCAGUCUGGAUCUGAAUUGGUUACAUUGUUUCAGUUUUUUUAUAAGCAGCAUGUUUUGCUGCCAAAUACAAAGUAAAUUAAUGCUAACGUGGGCCUGGUUAAGACACAAUUUUAUAAUCAAACAAAUUCUAAUAAAAGUGCUGCUUAAUUACAGAAAGAAAAAAGGUAACUAACAGCCUCAUUGUGUCUGUUACAGGUUUUGCAGUGCUUGUUAAGGUGGUAGGGAUGUCUCAUUAUUCAGUGAACAUGGAAUUGUUGCCAUGUUUCGUUCUUUUUUUUGUUUUUAAACAGAUGGACAAUAAGGCAUGAACUUAGUGCUGCUAUCUUGAAAAUGUACACAGGUACACUUAUUUAAAGUUUUGUCCAUUCAGGAAACUAUUGCUUGUUAUCUGUAAUGCAGGAACCAAAUGAAGUGUGUGCAUACAUGCAUAUAUGUGUAUAAAAUUAUAUAAAAUAUAUCUAAAUAUGCAUUUGGGGAUGGGGAGGGAAUUGUAGUCUGUGAAAUAAUGUAGGAUGCUUUUCACAUAUGCACUCUCAAAACUUCACUAACACUAGACACCAGAUCAACAGUUUCAAGAUUUAUUGUAACACUCUAAUAAACUUCAACAGUUACUAGUAAUUGUGAGCAACAGAUGUUAGCUAGUGACAGUCAUUCCAAUUUCUAUUUAGUCUAUAUGAACUUUGAUUUUGAAGCCAAAUUUUUUUUAAGUUCCAAUCAUUGUUAAUGACUUGAAAUAUAAAAUUUCUCAUUGACACAUGGCAAUUGCAUUAUUUCUGUUGAUUAAAUUUCUUUUUAUGGGUUUAGAAAGAGCAACUAUAGCUGAAGAAAUCAAUUAUUUAUUUUUUGUUCAUUUGUUUGACUGUAUUUAGGUUUCUUUACUUUUACAUACAUUCUUUUUAUAUGCUUUUCUGACAUUACAUAUUUAAAAAUGAACGAUGGAAAUAAUUUAAAGAUUUGAGGUUGGUUGGGUAUUUAGUUAUCCACUGGGUCUGAAAAUGUAAUAUUUUGAUAAUACUGUACUGUAACUGUCACACAUGCUUUUCUAAUGUUUUAACAUUGAAUAUUGCAGUUACUACUUUGUACAAGGGGACACUGCAAUAAAAGGAAGUGAAUUCAAUAAAAUUGUCUAACAUAG